CUUCAACUGUACGCCCAAACAUGACUCCACGUCCGAUUUCAUCGUCACCUGGCGCACACAGCCUUGACGAAAUGUGUCAGCGUUCUCCGUCUGUGGCAAGGACAAGAGAUAAGGCGCAGACCUUUCACGGCGUUUCGAGAAAGUUAUGUAACGUCAUAGUUCCGUCCUGGUGGGGAGUUCAGGACACAGACACAGACUCAUGCACCUCGCCAGCAUUUGUAGAAGAAUCAGAAGCAUGAGAGCUGUCGAUUUGUUCCUGACCUUGACCCUGGUGGUGACGUCAUGGUCUGACCGAGCCCUGGCUGGUGAGCGGCCUAACCUGGAGGCUGAGGUGAAGUACGAGUGGAACCAGAUCGAGUACAUGUACCUGAACCAGUUCACCAAGGACACCUACCUGAAGAACCCCCUCUUUCUGAUACCCGAAAACAUACAGAUCUAUGCUGUUCAACGACUCUGCUGACGUCACCAUCAACGGGCAAGGUUUCCACAUUGGGCUGGGCAUCAGCGGCCUGGCUCUCUCCCCAGAUUUUAACUAUCUCUACUGGACCUGCCUCUGGAGUGACCGGCUCUACCAGACAGCCACUUGGAUCCUCCGACGCCCGGGUCAGCUGAGCGAGAGCAGCGUGAGGCUGGUGGGCCGCAAGGUGUCCAACACUGACGCCAUGAUUCACGGCAAAGACAGUCUGUACUACGGGGCAUUACGGACAAAUGAAUUUCAGCGACCCUACCACCAGCAAUUUCCGCAUCUUCAAGCUGCCCGUCAACGACUUCAGUUACCUUGACGACAAUCUGCCUACGGGGGCUGUGGUUGGCUGAUGAUACAUAUGCUGGGUCAAAACGACGGUGAACGCUGAAGAAACAUG
This is a messenger RNA of Aplysia californica (California sea hare), 863 nucleotides long. Its product is annotated as protein yellow. Lineage: Eukaryota; Metazoa; Mollusca; Gastropoda; Aplysiida; Aplysiidae. The record is from RefSeq and is a predicted model, not a curated record.